Molecule: messenger RNA, 1070 nt
Organism: Thermothelomyces thermophilus ATCC 42464
Lineage: Eukaryota; Fungi; Ascomycota; Sordariomycetes; Sordariales; Chaetomiaceae
Exons: 2
Coding region: 213-1049 (278 amino acids)
Source: RefSeq, a predicted model, not a curated record
AUGGCCGGCCCGUCACCGGUAAUGAUCGCCCAAGGUAGGUUGUCCAUUCAAGGCAGCACCAGGAGUGGGAUCUGGGCCGCUCAAGAGGAAGAUAUAAGGGAGGCGCUUCCUCCUCCAAGUAGCGAUUAUCUGCUGCAGACUUAAGAACCUACAUACAAACACCACAUAACGCAAAACAAUAUCAUAUAUUCUUCCAUCAGAAAUCAUCCAACAUGUCCGGCAUCGUUCACAAGAUUAAGGAGGCUGUCCACCCCGACAGCAAGUCCCACCACAACACAGCCCCUGAGGGCAGCCACGGUCCCCACAACAGCCGUGUAGCUAACGCCGUCGACCCUCGUGUCGACUCGGAUCGCGACGGCCGCGGGGCUGGCCGCACCGCCGGCCACGGGGAGUACGGCAGUGCUGGCUACGGUACCGGUCGCGCCGGCUACGGCACUGGCACCGCCGAAGGAACACAUGGUCCGCACAACAGCCGCGUAGCCAACGCCGCUGAUCCCCGUGUCGACUCGGAUCUCGACAACUCGCGCACUAUCGGCACCGGUCGAACGGCCGGCACCGGCGCCACUGGCUUCGGCGCUGGCACCACUGGCGGUUACGGUUCGGGUAUCACUGGCGGCGCCGGCUCCGGCGCUACCGGUGUGACCGGCACCCACGGUGCCCCGGCAGGUACCUACGGCCCGCACAGCAGCCGCGUGGCUAACGCUGCUGACCCUCGCGUCGACUCGGACCGUGACGGCCGCGGCGCCCUCGGCACCGGCCCUGGCCCUGCCCCCAACACUGCCGGCCCUCACAGCAGCGACAUGGCCAACAAGAUGGAUCCCCGCGUCGACUCGGAUCUUGACGGCAGCCGAACUAUGGGUGGGAACAAGACGUACCAAUCUGGAACAAUGUCGGAUGCGCGACGCGAUCCCACCGACGCUGCCCAAGUGCCUCCUUCAGUCCUGAGGAAGCAUCUCGGCGAACCGUCGAUCGAACACGAGGAUGUCACCCACCACCGUGAGAGGAGAAACAGUAUCAAGACACACCAGGAAACCUUCCGCGGUAUCUAAUUGCGUGUCCUCCGCUGGGUG